GUCUAUCACACUACUGGAAAAAAUGGCGACGGGUAUACUGCGGCUCCCGCUGCGACUUUCCACCAAAAAUGCGGGGAUAAUGAGCCGCAACAGCGGCAUGAAAACAUCAAACAUAUCCCGGACGACCCAAAUCAGGACCGCGGUAACAACGUCGUCUGGGGCAAUCUUACCGAGACCGGCCAAAACACCAUUUGGUCUUAUCCGCAUGACAGCGGUGGUGGUGCCUUUCCUGUACGUGGGAACUCUGAUCAGUAAGAACUUUGCUGCUCUCUUGGAGGAGCACGAUAUCUUUGUCCCUGAAGACGACGAUGACGACGAUUGAGCUAACUCCAGAAAAUAAAUGGGUGCUUUGCAAUAAUGAGUGAGAGUACACCAGCCGGCACAUGGAAGAUGGGGAAGAUGGGGCACAUCCAAAUGCAUCCCUCCGCCUCCACCCAUCUCCUCCCUCUCUCCUUUGCUAUUUGUGUAGCUUUCGCUAAAUUUAUUUUUAUCAAAAUCUCAUAUCAUGUGAGGCUAUCAAAACUACUAGUUAUGCCUUCACUCUUGUUUGCAUGUUUUUGACUGUCAACUCAAUAAAGGGAGUCGAUCACACAUGGAUGAA
Molecule: messenger RNA, 601 nt
Organism: Centropristis striata (black sea bass)
Lineage: Eukaryota; Metazoa; Chordata; Actinopteri; Perciformes; Serranidae
Gene: smdt1b
Product: single-pass membrane protein with aspartate-rich tail 1b
Exons: 3
Coding region: 23-322 (99 amino acids)
Biological process (GO): mitochondrial calcium ion homeostasis; calcium import into the mitochondrion
Cellular component (GO): uniplex complex; mitochondrial inner membrane
Source: RefSeq, a predicted model, not a curated record